This is a messenger RNA of Macadamia integrifolia, 3570 nucleotides long. RefSeq lists its product as uncharacterized. Lineage: Eukaryota; Viridiplantae; Streptophyta; Magnoliopsida; Proteales; Proteaceae. Gene Ontology annotation, molecular function: RNA-DNA hybrid ribonuclease activity; nucleic acid binding. Bases 1 to 3570 code for a protein of 1189 amino acids. The record is from RefSeq and is a predicted model, not a curated record. The transcript has 2 exons.
AUGCGUGUUCUUUUCUGGAAUAUUCGUGGUGUGAAGAAGGAGGCUGGUAAGAGAUUUUUACAAUCUCUUAUUUCAGAGUAUUAUCCAGAUAUUCUGUGUUUGGCUGAACCAAUGGUUCAGGUGAAUAAAUUCCCUGUUUUAUUUUUUAAUAAAUUGGGAUAUUCGGCAGAGUUUAUCCAUAAUAUCCGCCAUGAAAGGUUGUCUAACCUGUGGAUAAUUUGGAAACGUGGUCUGAAUCACCCUUCCAUUGCCUCAAUGUCGGCUCAACAGCUCUCUAUUGAGGUCGACUGGCAAGGGAAAAAACUGCUUUUGUCCUUUAUUCAUGCUAGUUGCUUUAAAAUUGAGCGUAGAGAUUUGUGGUCGAAAUUGGCAGCUGUUUCAGCAGCUUCUCUCCCUUUGCUUAUUGUUGGUGAUUUUAAUGCGACGUUGUUCUCUAAUGAGAAAAAAGGCCCGGGGAAUUUUAAUGUUGGAUCGGCAGCAGAGUUCCAAGCAAUGGUGGAUUCUUGUAUGCUUAUUUCUACCCCUUCACAGGGUAAAAAGUAUACUUGGUCAAAUAAUCGUAGAAGGGGUAAUGUCAUGGCUGUUCUGAAUAGAAGCUUUCAUAAUGAGUUAUGGAUUGAUGAAUUCAAAAAUAUUUCUCAGAGAGUUAUAACCUGCACUGCAUCUGAUCAUACUCCCAUCUUGAUCCAUUCAAACAUGAUCCAAAAGCCUAGCAACAUUCCGUUUCGAUUUCAUAAUUUUUGGAUGGAAGAUGAUAGCUUUCAGUUGGUGGUGAAGCAAGCCUGGUCCCAACAGGUGAGUGGCUGCCCCAUUUAUAUCUUGGCGCAGAAAUUGAAGGUGGUUAAAGGGGUGCUAAAAGCUUGGGCAAAAGAAAGAUUUCCUAAUCUAAAUGAGGAAGUGAAAAAAGCUACUUCAGAGCUAAAAAGAGUGCAGGAUACUAUUGAGGUUUCAGGAAUGUCGGAUGCCCUCUUUAAUGAAGAAGCUGAUGCAAAAACAGCCCUUUUAAAUGCUAGUAAGAUGCAAGAAAAACUGUGGUCUGAGAAGACUAAAUUACGUUGGUUGAAAGAAGGCGAUCGGAACACAAAAUUUUUCCAUCUUUCAGUGAAGAUUAGAAGAUCAAGAAAUCAGAUUAGUAUGUUACGUCGUGAAGAUGGUUAUUGGAUUUCUGAUCAAUUAGAUUUGGCCAACUAUAUUGUGGAUUUUUACAAGAAUUUUCACUCUGGAAAUCCUGUAGAACCACACUAUGAGUUACUGGACCAGAUUCCGACUCUCAUUUCUAAUGAAGACAAUGCUUUCUUGGAUGCUGUUCCCUCAAGGGAAGAAAUAAAGAUGGCGAUAUGGGAUCUCGAUGCGGACAGUUCUCCGGGUCCUGACGGCUUUCCAGGUCAGUUUUUCAGAAGUUGUUGGGAUAUUGUGGAAAAUGAUUUCUGUCGGGCUGUUUUCUCUUUCUUUUUAGUAGGGAAAAUUCCUAAGGGGGUAAAUAAUUGUUUCCUAACCCUUAUCCCUAAAGCUGAUGGUGCUUUUUCUUUGGAUAAGUUUCGUCCCAUAUGUAUGGGAAACUUUUUCUGCAAAGUUUUGUCCAAAAUUGCUGCUUCCAGGUUAUCUCUCUUUCUCCCAAGAUUAAUCUCAGAAGAACAAGGUGCCUUCCAGAGGGGUAAAAUUAUUUCAGAAAAUAUAAGCCUUGCUUCAGAGUUGGCAAACCUGAUGCACUCAUCUGUUCGAGGUGGAGGUAUGGGUCUAAAGCUAGAUGUGCAGAAAGCCUAUGAUUCUCUGUCUUGGGAAUUCCUCUUUGCAACCUUGAAGAAAUUUGGUUUCUCUCCCAAUUGGAUCAACAAAAUUCACCAGAUGCUGCUCUCAACAAGGAUUUCAAUUUUGCUAAAUGGAGGUCCAGUGGGUUUCUUUGGUGUGGAGCGUGGUCUCAGGCAAGGAGACCCUAUUUCCCCAAUCCUUUUUAUUCUGGCAGAGGAAGUUCUUUGUAGGGGGCUGAAGAACUUGAUUCUGGAAAGGAAGAUGAAAGCUCUCCCAGGCCCCAGAGGAGCAAUUUCUCCUUCUCAUUUACUUUUUGCAGAUGAUAUUUUCAUCUUUAUGAAUGGGUCAGCUAGAUUCUUCAGGGAACGUUUUAUCAAGGAAGAUGGGUCGCUGCGAAGGGGAUAUAAGUCUUCAUCUAUAUGGCCGGGCUUGAAAAGAGUUUGGAGUUUCGUCGCGAAGAACGAGCAAUGGAUUCUGGGAAAUGGGAAAAAAAUUGAUUUUUGGUUAGAUAGAUGGAUUGACAAUCAAUCUAUCGCUGAGAAGACAAACUUGGACCCUGUUUUUUUCUCAGAUUUAAAAGAAAAAGUUUCUGAUUUCAUAUGCCAAGCCGCCUGGGACCUCCCUCAUGUGGAGUCGGUUUUACUUGCUGAAAUUUGGGAGAAAGCUAAACGUAUUCACAUCCAAGGUGUGAACGACCAAUGUCUUUGGCGAUUGACCUCUUCAGGUAUCUUCUCUAUUAAAUCUGCCUGGGAAGAAAAUAGAGAAAAAUAUCAGAAAGUGAGUUGGUUUUCUCUUAUAUGGAACUCAUCUAACCAACCAAGACAAGCUGUUUUUGCUUGGCGGUUAGUUCAAAAUAGAUUACCAACAGAUGAAAAUGUGUCUCAUCGUGGAGUGCAAAUGGCUUCCCGGUGCAGCUUGUGUGGUAAAGAUGAAGAAUCAAUGUCUCACUUAUUUUAUAACUGUGAAUUUGCUCGUAGUUUGUGGAGAGAUUUCUGUGAAGGCUUCGAUGUGCAAUGGAAACCUUAUAUGGACAUGCCUUCUUUUAUUGCAUGGUGGAAACAAACAGCAAAGAAUCUCCAUUUUAAAAAGGUGUGGAUUACUGGUUUCACUCUGGUUCCUAGUGUCAUAUGGCAGGAAAGGAAUGCAAGAAUUUUUGAGGGGGUCUCCAAAUCAUCUAGACACUGUUUUGCUAUGAUUAAAAGUGAAAUCAGCCUCCAGAUGACUGCUGCUACAGGGUCCCCUAUCUCAUUUAGCUCCUUACUGUGUGCCAAACGAUUGGGGAUCUCUAGGGUGCGAUACAAACCAAGAGAGGUAAUGGAAAUUUUUUGGUGUCCUCCCCAAAGGGGAUGGGUGAAGCUAAACUCAGAUGGUUGCUCUUUGGGAAAUCCAGGAAAAUCAGGUGCGGGUGGAAUAUUUCGGAAUGAAAAUUCAGAAAUAUUACAGUCUUUCAGAACUUUUCUUGGUGUCCACACAAAUUUUGAAGCCGAGAUGAUAGCUGUUAUUACUGGGCUGGAAUUUGCAAGAGAUAUGGGUAUUACUCAUUUGUGGAUUGAGUGUGACUCAGUAGCUGUAGUUUUACUUAUAUCUAAGGGAAGAAUCCCUUGGGUUUGUCUUCAGAGGUGGAUGAGUUUAACCUCCUAUUUGAAUUCUCUUACCUGGAAAAUCACUCACUGUAUGCGGGAAGCAAAUCCUGUGGCUGAUUUCUUGGCAAAAACAGCAGCAAAAUUCGAAGUUUCUUCUCCUAUCCAAUCCUGGCCUGUGCUGAUUGCUAUAGAGUUGGAAGUGGAUGGUCAAUCUCGGCCUAGAUACCGCUUCUUUUAA